AUGCGGGCAGAGCAGAAAUAAGCAUUGCCGACCGGGCCGAGUUUGGAUGAAAAGGGAUGUUGAAGAGAAGUGCAGAGGGGCUGUUCGGUGUUGUUGUCGAUGUUAUGUAAUCCAUGACUGAUCACUUAUCCUGCAAUCAUCGUAUAAGAUACAAACCAUCCCGAACACCUAGUCCUCCCCUCCACCAUCACAACAGCCAUGCCGUUCUUCUCGACCGACUCCACAAAGAUCUUCUACACCACCGGCGGCUCGCCCUCGAACCCCGCCGUCGUCUUCAUCCACGGCCUCGGCUCCUCCCAGAACUACUUCUACUCCCAGUUCGAAGCCCUUUCUUCCACCCACCAUGUCAUCCUCCUCGACACCCCCGGCAGCGGCCAGUCGCCCACUCCCGCAGGCCCGCCAUCGGCCCUCCUGCUCGUCUCUGAGAUCAGCGCGCUGAUGGACCACUUGAACGUCCCCUCCGCCAUCGUCGUAGGCCACUCCCUCGGCGGCCUGCUCGCCUCUCUCCUCGCCGUCGAGUUCCCCAACAAGGUCGCCGGCCUCGUCCUCCUCGGCCCCGUGCACCCGUCCGACGCUCUCGCGGCCGCGUUCGAGACCCGCGUAAAGACAAUCGAGCAAACCGACUUCUCGCUCGAGGCAAUCUACAACGCCGUCCCGCUCGCCGCCACAGGAACGCUGAGCCGGUCAAAGUCCUCGCUCGUGCACGGCUUCAUCCGCGAACUCGUCUCGCGCCAGGAUCCGAGGGGGUAUAUCGCUACCUGCACUGUGAUUGCUACCGCGCCGGUUCCGGAGUUUGCGAAGUUGGACAAGAAACCGCCGGCGAUUGUGCUCGUGGGCGAGGAGGACAAGACUGCGCCGUACGAGGGAUGCGUCGAUAAGAUCGCGACCGGACUAGAAGCUGAGGUCAGGUUCUUGGAAGGAGUCGGCCAUUGGCAUGCGCUAGAAGACCCAGAGGCGGUUCUUGAUGCAAUUCUUUCUAUAAAGAUCUAGAUUUUAAUGUACAUAUCUCUCUUACUCCUUACUUAGUCUCUGUGACGAUACAGUUCUUAGACCAGCAGCUGUUGUAAGCAAUGAGCAUACUCUGAUAGAGCUGAUUAUGUUAUACUAUAACAUAAUGCAGACACAAUACAAACACAACAUAGAC
Molecule: messenger RNA, 1144 nt
Organism: Myxozyma melibiosi
Lineage: Eukaryota; Fungi; Ascomycota; Lipomycetes; Lipomycetales; Lipomycetaceae
Product: Alpha/Beta hydrolase protein
Exons: 1
Coding region: 199-990 (263 amino acids)
Biological process (GO): acylglycerol catabolic process
Cellular component (GO): mitochondrion
Molecular function (GO): monoacylglycerol lipase activity
Source: RefSeq, a predicted model, not a curated record